CUUCAGUUGCUGACGGACGGGCAACCCCCGUGGCGUUGUGCCUCCGUCGUUUCGCGUUUCGUGAUUUUUUUCAACGAAAUUCUUGUGUGAUUUUGUGUUUUUUAAUCAUUUUAUUUUUUUUUAAUUCGUUGUUUACUUAUUUUCCAUUAAAAACGUGCAAGAAAGAAUGGAAAUCGGUGUUCCACCACCUGUUCCACCACGUCGUCGGAAGCGUAAGACCGACAAGAUCAUCCCACCAAAACCGAUAACAAAAACGAUAACAUCUUCCGAAGAGGACAAAGGAUCGCUGCAUAAUGGUAGCUCGAGACCCAAGAGAAAACCACGAUCUUUGCCUCCGCCUCCACUCGUACCACGAAGUGACAUUUUCCAUGGAAAGGAGGUUCUAACAAGCUCAAACAAUUAUUUGUCGUCAGCAAGUACGGAUGACGUGAGAACCAGUAGUUCGAAAGGGGAUUCUGAUGGGGUAAAGUUGCAAUUAAAACCUUUGGUUCAAGUGCUUCCCGAGACGCGAACGGAACCACGUUUCGUCGUGACCCAAGUAACGAACAUCCAGGAGGACACAUCGAUUCCGUUAAAAUCGGAUCCUGAAGCUGAAUCACAUGAUGAUAAUUGUUCGAGCGUGGAAUUGGAUUAUCGGAACGAGAAUCGAUCCGGUCGGAGUUCUCCUAUGCCCCGACACUACUCACCCUUAUUUUUCACGAUGCGUGAUUUUGAAAGUGUAAUGGCCCAUUCGGGUGAAUGCGACAAGAGCUUCAGACAACAAUUCGAUACGAUCACAACACCAGCCCAGGAAUCUGUUCCCAACUCAAUCACAUCUUUCAUCGAUAAUUCGUAUUUCGACGAUUGCAAUGAUGAGUACAACGAAGAGCAAGUUUGUUUUCGGGUCACAACGACGAACGUGCCUUUCGAAAAGUGCCUCGGAGACUGGAACGUUCCUUAUGACAGUGGUGAAUUCGAUAGUCAAUUUGAGAAUACAGAGGAUCAUUACAUAUUCGAGAAUUACAUGGACCAUAGACAAAAUCCGAAGUUUCGAUCAACUGCAGCUUUCCUGUUCGACGAGGAUACUUUUGAGAACUUGAACACGGUAGAACCUACGAGCUUUCAUUCAGCUACGAAAGUCAGAUUCGUUAUUGAAUCACCUACUCUUUCCAUUGUAGAGUCGGAAACGCCUGAUAGUAUUUCCAACUUCGAUUCGUUUAUCAGUGAUGAGGAAAUUACAAAUAAGAGUUCUGUUAUAAUAACAGAAAUUAUCGAGGGUUCGGAGAAUGUCGACAGUCAGAAGACUUCCAACGAGUCUACGAAACCAGAUGAAUUUGGUGACAUUCCAUUUUCUUCUCUUUUCGGAACUGAGCUGAAAACAGACAGCAAUUGUAACUCUCACAAAAAUAUUCGAUCCGAUCAAUUAUUACACACUGAAGAAAUUGCAAGUAAUUGCAACCCCAAUAAUUCAUGUGAAUCAGUGGGAAAUAAAAAUAUCAAUAAAUUUCCUCUACCACGCUCGACACCGUCGCCCAGAUUCAUGAGCCCCUCGAAAAAACACCCAUUGAAUCCGAUCCCAGACCUCGAUGAAAUUUUACCAGUAUUUCCACCAACUUACGAUCCACGUGACGAAGGUUUUGUAAAGAAAAAUUGGGAUACGAAAGAUGAUGACCUGGCUCCAGAACCUAUUGACAAUCGAUCUCGUUAUUUGAAGCAAACCAACGUGACACCGGAAGUUAGUGAAAACAGCAAACAUGCCAGGGAAGCUUUUCUCUCUGGAAAGCUUAGAAUAACUUCGUAUGAUAAUUUGGAUUCUUCGGUAAAAUGUAGUAAUUCGAAUGAAGUUGACCACACAGUAAAAUCUCAAAGUAUUAAACAAAAGAUUUUCAUUGAUGCGGCACUUCGAAACUUCAUAGAAGACGACGAGGACGAUAUGGUUUGGAAGGACUCCUCAGACGAGGAAGAUGAAAGCGGGGGAAUGGGAAGCACGAGCCAAGACUCGAAGCUCUCGAAUCUCGAUGACCGUAAAGAAUUGGUGGAGACGGCCGUACCCAAAGUGCUGAAUCGUGAUACGUGUCAGGAGCGAGAGGUGUCCCUAGAUAAACAUCCAAGGCCAUUUAAAACUGCUGAUCACGAGAACAAAGAGCGCAAUCAAGAAAAAUUGGUGGAAGACCACAGGCUGGAUGUAAUGAGGUCAUCACGAUUUCGUUAUCAAAGUAACGGAGAUGACGUGAGUUCGGUACCUGUAACGGUACGUCGUAAUUCAUUUUUAGAAAACAUGCUCGUCGAUGAUGAUUCCAUUUUGAGUUUUGACGCCAGUGUUCCGUGCACGGUUAUUGCGACACAUCCAAAAUCAAUGAUGUCCGAAUCAGUUGCCUUACCCUCGAGAGAAGUGACUCUUAAAAAGGUUGACGAAUCAUCGACUCCUCCUGGAGAUUUCGAUAAAUCCUCGGAAUCGCGGUUUGCGGGAAUGGUCGAACAGAAGACAAAAGAAUCGGUUGAGAAAGAGCUGAAGAAAGAGACUGGAGUACGAAUACUUGGGUCGCAGCCAAAAAUCGUGAGAACGAUGGUUUCGAGUUCGCCGUCGGAAAGGAUAAAGAGCACGGGUGAAGCAAAGAACGAUGUACUGAGCGAGCUAUUGUGCAAUUUCAGUGCCAUCAAGCUCAAGUCGGUGGAGCCGUGGAAGCGUGAAGUGAUUCUUGGUGAGAUUGAUGAAGAAGCAGCAAUCUUGAUGGAAGUGGCGGAUGAAAAUUCUUCUGAAACCAUAAAAUCAUUGGAGAAAAUAAAAACGGAGGACGGGGUAGACGUCGGGACAAUUAGAGGCGAAUGCAAGGUCAAGGACACAGCGGAUGAGAAGACAGAUUUACUAUUGAAGCAGGAGGAAGAAUUAUCAAUGGCGGAGGCAGAAAUGUCUGUGAAGCUGAAAUCUCCUCAUUCAAAGCGACCUUCCUCACUAGAAAUUGACACAUGUGUUAGUGCAAAGACUGAUGAUCAUAAUAGUCGUUGUAGAAGCGAUGACAAGAGUGCCGCAGUUGUUAUCACAUCAAUGGAGAACAGGGAUGCCAAUAAUCAUCCGGAAGUUCUUCGAGAGCGGAGACAUUUAGAUACUCAUCGUGGAAUGGAAAUAUUAGAAAACCGUGAUAAAAUUAUAAACGUUGAUAAGUGUGCCAUAGCUAGGACUACGAAUAAUCCUCAAAUCCGACGUAAUAAUAAUGACAAUAACGCCAUGACACCUGUAGAUCUAACGAUAAGUAAUGACCAAAAGUCCCGGGACGCUGAAGUAUCGACUAUCACUCCCGGUAGCGUUAGGAGCUUUGUCGAGUUGUAUGAGAUUCAGCAUGAUAAGACCAGUGAACAUUCUAAAAAUAAUUAUAGUCUACCUGUAGCGAAGACGAGAACAAGGACGAAAUGUUUCAAGGGAUUAUGGAAUAAUGCCGAUUCUGAAAGUACAGAACAAUUCAAACAAGAUUGCAACGAGGAAAUAAGAGCGGAGGGAAACGUUGACAACAUGAGAAGACAUAAAAAAGUUGAAGUUUCAAACGUUCAAACGCGUGACAAAAUCAAAGUUGUUGAAAAAUUAGAGUCGAACGGAUCAGCGAGAGUGAAACUACAAAGUGGCGUUUCCGAGGUGAACGAAUAUCUGCGCACAAACAAUUCGACCCGCGCGGAUCAAUCAAGCGGACCUGUUCCUGUCGCAGCAAAAAGGCGAACCCAAGAAUCUUGCCUAAAGAUUAGCAACGAACUCAGUCCGAGGAGCGACGUCAAAAAGACAGUGACGUUUUACAGCGAUUGUGGAGGCAAGAAAACUGAGAAGAAAAUAUUAAACGAUGCGGUAUUCGUCGACGUGAAAACGAUCGAAUUAGAUGGCAAGCCAAAGACUCCGAAACGAAAAGCACCCGCGAGGCCAGCUGACGAGUUAGAAGCAAUAGAGAAUCUUGAUUGUGCAACGGGGUCAACUGUCAUGCGCGAUAGGGAAUUGAGUCAAUCAGGCUCGAAGAUUUUGCGCCAAGGUCAGAAGGUUAAUCCAACGCCGUUGCCGCGAUCAACCGUCUCCUCGUUCGCUACUCAGGUGCAUCAGGUGAAAGCGGAAGAAGACAAGAAGGAUUGUUCAAUAAAUUCAGGUACUGAACCGUCAAUCCCGAACUCUGAGGUCCCUCAACUCCGGCAGCCUUACGUUUUUUAUUGUAGGGUCUAGUAGCCCCCUCUGAUUGGAUUUCCUCCUGAAAAAAGUCCUCCUCCCGUCCUCAUGUAAUUAAAAUCCCCAAAUUCCUUUUUUAUUACGUUACACAUUUAAUUAUUCUCAUCGCAAUCUUUUUGACAACUUUUCACGAGACGUGCGCCAAAAAUGGCAAUUUGAAUUAUUCGCGCAUAAUCCCCUGUAUCCUUGUGGCGUUGAGCAUUCUCGAGGACUAGAUUAACACGUUAGCAUAAGUGUAAUUAAAGUGAUUAGAGUGGAAGUAAAGGAGAUUGUACUGCGAUGAAAAUCAUGGAGCCCCAUAAUUGUAGUACACCCUCGCAAUAACUAAUUCAUUAGUAAUGUUUCCCACUUUUGAAACCGUGCAAUUUUGUUCUUUAUCAAGGAAUACGGAAACAAGUACUUUUUAGCAAUCCCCUUAUAAUUAGAAUGAAAUCGUAUUAUUUUAUUCCCGGUACGUCAAAAUGUGUGUUCCCCAACCGCAAGUAAUGUGUAAAUGUCUAAAAACGCGGAUCUGAGUAUUAUCAACAAAUUAAUCAUACACACAAGGAUAUACACAUAUACAAAUAAUGCAGUAGUUGUAUACCAUUACAGUAGUUUUGCGUUGAUUGGGCAAUAUUUUAUAAAAUUAUUUUACAUAGAUAUACCUAUAUAUAAAUAUAUAAAUAAAUAUAUAUAUAUAUAUAUACACACACACAUGAAUGAAGUAAUAUGACACGAAUGGCCUACCGGAUGAGGACAUAAUUCAAUAACUGUAUAUCUCAUAUCAAGUAGAUGUUCUCGUUGGCCGAGAUUGUCAAGAUUUUCUUAACGAUUAUAUUCGUACGAAAUUGCAUACACGAAAUUAAAUGAAAUGUGAAAUAUAUAUACAUAUAAAUUGUUGACUAAUGAGACAAUUGCGAGAUAGACGAGCGUGUAUCGUAGACGAUGCUGAAAAGAAUCCUCAACACAGAAGAGAAAAAAAAGAAUACAUAUGGAUCGUUUGUAUCCCAAUUAUAUCGAACUUUUGGAGAUUGUGGUGUAUAACAAUUUGAAGAAAUAGCGAAUGUGAACAUAAAUAUUUACACGUCAAAAAAAUGGGUAGGAAAGAGAGAGAGAGAGAGAGAAGGGAAAGUGGAAGAGAAAGAGUUAAAAGAAAUGAAAAUUAGCGAAUUACAAAAAGUUUUAUGAUGUUUACAUAUUUAAAAAGGAAUACGUUACGUUGCUGGGCAAAUAAAUAAUUGUUAUCACUGUUUUGUGAGGAUAGUAGUGGCGAAAUUUUCCGUCAUUAUCAUGAUAAAGCGCUUCGUAGUUUAAGCACAUCUUUCGACGUUUGCAAAAAAUUCAACAAAAAUGAAAUAAAUAAACCAAGAGAAAUAAUGAAAAAGAACAUAAAUUUAAAUGUUCAAUUCGAAUGUUCACGGCGGUGAACAAGCUACGACCGAAUAUUAUUCCUCUGUACGUUUAUAAAUUCGCCGAAUGCUAAAUAAAUUAUUGUUUUUUAUGCUGCAUAAA
Messenger RNA from Venturia canescens, 5668 nucleotides. RefSeq lists its product as uncharacterized. The coding region runs from base 167 to 4174 and encodes 1335 amino acids. The record is from RefSeq and is a predicted model, not a curated record. The transcript has 3 exons. NCBI's taxonomy places the organism in Eukaryota, Metazoa, Arthropoda, Insecta, Hymenoptera, Ichneumonidae. Gene Ontology annotation, molecular function: protein binding. Gene Ontology annotation, cellular component: cytoskeleton.